Pipistrellus nathusii (Nathusius's pipistrelle) is the source of this 1008-nucleotide messenger RNA. NCBI's taxonomy places the organism in Eukaryota, Metazoa, Chordata, Mammalia, Chiroptera, Vespertilionidae. The record is from the annotation of a GenBank genome assembly.
AUGAGGCCCGCGCUGCCGCUGCUCCUCGCCGCCGCCUGGCUGCUGGGCGCCCUGAGCGCCGGCGCCGCCGGCCUGUACGUGGGCUUCUCAGAGAUGGUUCGCUUCAAGUCCUGGAUGCUGCAGCACCAGAAGACCUACGGCACCGCGGAGUACCAGCACCGGCUGCAGACCUUCGCCAACAACCGGAGGAGGAUGGCGGCUCACAACGCCAAGAACCACACGUUCCAAAUGGGAAUAAACCCGUUUUCCGACAUGACCUUCGCGGAGUUCAAGCACAAGUACCUGUGGUCCGAGCCUCAGAACUGCUCGGCCACAAAGAGCAACUACCUGCGGGGCCGGGGCCCCUACCCGAGCUCGGUGGACUGGAGGAAGAAAGGGCCCUUUGUCUCCAAAGUGAAAAACCAGGGCGGCUGUGGCAGCUGCUGGACCUUCUCCACCACCGGGGCCCUGGAGUCCGCCAUCGCCAUCAAGACGGGCAAGAUGCUCUCGCUGGCGGAGCAGCAGCUGGUGGACUGCGCCCAGAACUUCAACAACCACGGCUGCCAGGGGGGCCUCCCCAGCCAGGCCUUCGAGUACAUCCGUUACAAUAAAGGCAUCAUGGGCGAGGACACCUACCCCUACACCGGCCAGGACGGCAAGUGCAAGUUCCAGCCCGAGAAGGCCAUCGCCUUCGUCAAGGACGUGGCCAACAUCACCCUGAACGACGAGGAGGCCAUGGUGGAGGCGGUGGCGCUGUACAACCCCGUGAGCUUCGCCUUCGAGGUGACCAGCGACUUCAUGAUGUACCGGAAGGGCAUCUACUCCAGCACUUCCUGCCAUAAAACCCCAGACAAGGUCAACCACGCGGUGCUGGCUGUGGGGUACGGAGAAGAAAACGGGAAACCCUACUGGAUCGUCAAGAACUCCUGGGGCCCCCAGUGGGGGAUGAACGGGUACUUCCUCAUCGAGCGCGGGAAGAACAUGUGCGGACUGGCGGCCUGCGCCUCCUACCCCAUCCCGCAGGUGUGA